AUUGCAUUUGUACUGUGGCAAGUUAACAAUACUCAUUUACAGCUUCUCUGAACAUUCCUCCCCACUGACUCACCACAGUUUGAACAUUUCAGAAAUUACGAGCACAAAGUACUUCAUUCUGGAGAAGACUGUGAAAUUCUUUGCAUCAGCGACAACCACUUUAACCACCAAAGGACCUCCACAGCACUCAGAGAUUCAUCAAAAUGAAGAAUUGCAUUUUGUUUUGUUUCUUCCUUGCAAAUGUGUUGGCAGCCUGUAUUGUUGGCUUGACUUUAGAGAGUUGUUUCCAAGAGCAACUGCGGCUCCAGGCUCAGGUGAGACUUCUGGAUCACAAUGUGAAACAGCAACAGGCAAAAAUAAUACAGCUUUUAAUGGAGAGGGAUGCUCAGAGCAGAGAUAAAGGAGAUGAAAAUGGUGUCAUCAGUCUGGGAGAAGAAAGAGAGUAUACAGACUGUGCUGAAAUCUACAAGGCCGGAUACACACAGAGCAGAUUUUACAAGAUAAAACCUGUUGGGAGCUCUGAUGGAUUCCUUGCCUACUGUGACAUGUCAGGAGGAGGAGGGUGGACAGUCUUUCAAAGACGAUCAGAUGGAAGCCAAAAUUUUGAUAGAGAUUGGGCUGAAUAUGAACAAGGUUUUGGUGACUUUACUUCACCAGAUGGCGAAUAUUGGCUUGGAAAUAAAAAUCUCCAUUAUCUGACUUCUCAAGGAAAUUAUACCUUAAAAAUUGAUCUUUCUGAUUUUUCGGGUGAACAACGCUUUGCACAAUAUGAAAAUUUCCGCGUGGCUGACGAGCAGAGUUCCUACACAAUGAGUUGUGGACGAUAUUCUGGCACAGCGGGGGACUCCCUCACUGGAGGAUUUCACCCUGAAGUCAAAUGGUGGGCAAAUCAUCAAGGAAUGAAAUUCAGCACGAAAGACAGGGAUAAUGACAACUAUGAAAAUAACUGUGCAGAAGAAGAUAAUGCUGGCUGGUGGUUUAACAGAUGUCACUCUGCCAAUCUUAAUGGCCUGUAUUACGAUGGACCCUACUCAGCAACAACAGACAAUGGGAUUGUGUGGUACACGUGGCAUGGAUGGUGGUAUUCUUUGAAAUCAGUCACCAUGAAAAUCAGACCAUCGGAUUUUCGUUCUAAUGAGCUUUAAGUCUAUUUCCUGUAUAUAUCCAUUUAAUUGAUCUCACUUGUAACAUUAUAUUUGAUUUCUUCAUUUCAAACAGGUAAAGGUUUCCCCUUGACAUUAAGUCUAGUCAUGUCCAACUCUGGGAGAUGAUGCUCAUCUCCAUUUCUAAGUCAAAGAACUGCCGUUGUCCAUAGAUACCUCCAAGGUCAUGUGGCCAGCAUGACUGCAUGGAGCGCUGUUACCUUCCCGCCAAAGCAGUACCUAUUGCUUUACUCACAUUUUCAUGCUUUCAAACUGCUAGGUUGGCAGGAGCUGGGCCUGACAGCAGGAGUUCACCCCACUCCCCAGAUUUGGACUGCUGACCUUUCAGUCAGCAAGUUCAGCAGUUUAGCCUGCUGUGCCACUUCUGUGUAAAUCAGGGGUGACUUUCUAUGAAUUAUGACUGCAGUGAAAUACACUGUUAAAUGUUCACAGGGCUCAAAUAUACAUAACACUGGGUCAAUAGAUUGUACACAGGCAAAUAGAUUGUACAAAUAGAUUGUACACAGGGGUUCAUGACAGUAAAUCCUAAAUUUACAAUGUUGAUGAGCAAGAUAUACCAAAAUCAAUCUAGGUCAGUGGUAAUAAUAAUAAUAAUAAUAAUAAUAAUAAUAAUAAUAAUAAACCUUUAUUUGUACCCCACUACCAUCUCCCGAAGGACUCGGUGCGGCUUACAAGAGGCCGAGCCCAAAUACAACAAUCAAACAGCAACAACAACAACACAAUAACUAAAAAAAAAAAAACAAAGCAAUAACAAUUAACAACACCCAAUGGCGCAAUUAAAAACAAUGGCCGGACCAAAUGUAAUAAUUAAAAUUAAAAGUGCUGGGCAUGACAAGGUGGGGUAUUUGGAGGGGGAUAGGUAUGCAGAUAUCCUGGAUCUCUGAUAAAGUGCGUUGGGACGUAAUGCUAGGAGUUUCCUUAAUCUGGAAAGGAUAAGGAACAACCACGUUUUCAAGCUCCUCCUAAAGAUUGCUAGCGAUGGGGCCUGCCUGAUGUCCUUAGGGAGAGAGUUCCAGAGUGGGACCGUGAGCAGGGCCUCUCCAGAUGAACGAAGAAAUCGUGUGGGUUCGUACACAGAGAUGCGGUCACGCAGGUAGGUGGGCCCCAAACCAUUUAGGGCUUUGUAGGUAAGCACAUGCACCUUGAAUUGGGACUGGAAAAUGAAUGGCAGCCAGUGGAGCUCUUUAAACAGGGGGGUUGACCUCUCCCUGUAAGGAGCACCAGUUAACAACCUGGCCGCCGCCCGUUGGACCAAUUGAAAUUUCCAGGCCGUUUUCAAGGGCAGCCCCACGUAGAGUGCAUUACAGAAGUACAAUCUGGAAGUGACUAAGGCGUGGACCACCUUGGCCAGAUCCGCCUUCACGAGGUAUGGUUGCAGUUGGUGCACGAGUCUCAAUUGUGCGAAAGCCCUCCCAGCCACCGCUAACGCCUGUUCUCAACCUGUGGAUCCCCAGAUGUUUUGGGCUUCAACUUCCAGAAAUCCUGUUGUUUAUUCAGUUGCUUUUGAUUCUUCAUGACUUAAUGGACCAGCCCACGCCAGAGCUACCUGUCAGCCGUGGCUAUCCCCAGCUCCUUUAAAGUCAUACUAGCCACUUGAAGGAUAACAUCCAUCCAUCUUAUGCUUGGUCGCCCCCUCUUCCCUUUUCCCCAGCAUCAUUGUCUUCUCCAAGCUUUCCUGUCUUCUCAUUAUGUGUCCAAAGUACUUCAUCUUUGCCUCUAAUAUCCUUUCCUCCAGUGAGCAGUAGGGCUUUAUUUUCUGAAGUAUGGACUGGUUUGAUCUUCUUGUGAUCCAAGGCACCCUCACAAUUUUCCUCCAACACCACAGUUCAAAAGCAUCUAUCUUCCUUCACUCAGCCUUCUUUAUGGUCCACCUCUCAUAUCCAUUGGUUACUAUAAGGAAUACCAUUGCUUUAACUAUGUGGAUCUUCGUUGCCAGUGUGAUGUCUCUACUCUUCAAUAUUUUAUUGAUAUUUAUGUGAUUUAUGGGAGUUGUAGGCCAAAACAUCUGGGGACUCGCAGGUUGAGAGCCACUGAUCUAGGUUACAUGUCUUCUAUAACCAUUUUUAUAGUAGUUUCACAAUCUGUGGGUUUUGAACUGAAUGUGCUUAUUUGUCAUUUAGGUGUCACAUAACUGUGAAUUUUGUCCAACAGACUAACUUGAAGACUCUUCUAAACUAAGCAAAAUACCAAUCAAUUCUACAACAAAGAUUUACACUUCCUCAUUAUCACUGUGUAUCUAUAUACUAAAAGUACACUGGAUGUAAUUCAGUCUUCCGGAUGCUUUAACUAUUGACCUAUAUACCACAACUUUAUCAUGCUCGGUCUGCAAUUUUCAUAACCUUAUAUCUAACUUGUCACAUUAUAUUUAUGUGGGCUAUAAGGCUGACGGAGCCAGAUAUCAUAGCGGAUGCACAGCAAGUGAAAUAAAAUAGAUCUGAUCAAGCAGAUAUUUCUCACAUCAAAUUAAGUGAGGUCAUUUCCCUUAGUUAUUAGUCUAUAAUUUCUGCCAUUCAGUUCUGCUGUGACUUGAGGUUAUUAAAGAGCCCAAACGCUUCAAUAAAUAUUCUUUAUAUAAUAGACUUUCCAAGCAGAGCCAGCUCAAGAUGAGACAUUUUGUCUUUAUUAAUGACACAAACAUAUAAUGAGAGAGAGACACAGCAAACUUCCAUGCAUAAUGUCCAGAGCUUAUCUUUGAAAUUACGUACAAUUAUAUAGAGCUAUUGCAAUUUAAUAGGUACAUAAUGACUGUACACCCACUUGUUUGCUGUUACUCAUGACAUAAUUGGUGGUCUAAUUUCUUUUCAUCCAACUGUGUUUCCUAUUUUGAGAAAUCAAAUAUCAGAUUUUCAUAGCGGGAGGGGCUUUUCUGUUUCGUGCUCCCGAAGAAAGACACGAAAGAGACGAAUGAAACCGGAAAAACAAAUUCAGCAAGCAACUUUAUUACAUAGCCAAAGCUCCACAAAAAUUGAUCAUUUAUUUAAUGUCACAUUCAGCAAAAUUGGAAAUCGAGAAGCAGGAAAUGCUAACAAUAAUUUAUCCUGUUGGAUCUGUUAUUUGUAAAGCAAAAUUAGACCUGGAGGAAGGAGAUGUGAAAAUCAGAGCAAAGAAUACCAACAAUUUAAGAUAUGCCAAUGAAGCCACAUAACUUGCAGAAAAUAACAAAGAUUUGGAAUUAUUAUAGAAUAAAGUCAAGAAAGAAAGUGUAGAGGCAAGUUUAUAGUUGAACAUUAAGGAAACAAAAAUCAUGACCACAUAUGAUUUACGUAACUUUUAAGUUACAUAGUGAAGACCUUGAAGUGAUUCAAGAGUAUCCAGAUCUUGGCCCAGUCAGAAUGGAAACUGCAACCAUAUAUAUAUAUGGACUUGGAAGGGCAGCUAUGAAGGAACAGGACAAGGUCCUGAAGUGUCAAGUAUGUUAUUAACUACGGUACUAAUGUUAUGAUUGUCCAUGCCAUCAUAUUUUCAAUUUCUGUGUAUGGUUAUAAAUUCUGGACAGAGAAGAAAACUGAUAGAAAGAAAAUCAACUACCGUAUAUACUCAAGUAUAAGCCAAGUUUUUCAGCCCCCUUUUUAGGCUGAAAAAGCCUCCCUCAGCUUAUA
Molecule: messenger RNA, 4762 nt
Organism: Anolis sagrei ordinatus
Lineage: Eukaryota; Metazoa; Chordata; Lepidosauria; Squamata; Anolidae
Gene: FGL1
Product: fibrinogen like 1
Biological process (GO): blood coagulation
Source: RefSeq, a predicted model, not a curated record